AUGGCAGACGGGGCGAUAACGGGCGUGAAGGUCUCUGGUGUUGUUGGCGACGUCGGCAGCUGGCGGGACUGUGCUCUCACAGAACGGGGUCCGCGGUACACACGGGUCGACGAGGAACUUGUCCACAAGUACUUCAACGAGAACGCCGUGGUGCAUGUCGCUGGGGUCGCUGAGGACUCGUACUUCGUGGACACUGAUUUCAACUUCAGGGUGUGUCGCGGGUGUGGUCGGCCCAUCGCGCUCCGUGCACUUGAGGCGCAUCUCGCCAGCGGGUGCGCUGCGACUGCGACCACACAUGCAACUGCGACUGGUGGGAACGCUGGGUCUACGGGCUCAGGUGGGUCUACCGCUGUUGCGUCCACACAUAGUAACGUGGACUCUGAUGAUGAUGGCGCGCGAGAUGGCAUGAAUGGCGGCGGUAGCGGUAACCGCUCUAACGGUAACCACUCAGACAACGACCGUUCAGAGAACGAUCGCUCGGGCGAUGAGAGUGGGUCUGAUAGCAGCAGCGGGUCCGAUGGGGAAGAGAACACCCAGGGGAAACGCAGAACAGGGGAUAAGAAACGGCCGCCGUCCGCUUUGGACGGCGAGGACGAAGAUGACGAUGACGACGAUGAUGACGAUGAUGAGGACGAUGAUGAGGACGACGAGGAUGGAUCCGUUGGUGGCACACCAGGAUACAAGCGCUCGAAGACAGGCACGCCCUCUGGGGCUCGUGGGAAAGUCGGCAAGCGCCGCGACAAGCGAGUCAAGCAGCGCAACCCGACGGAUAUCCGUUCCAUCAAUUUCGACAAGCAGUGCGGUGUCGAGCUCCCGGAGGGAGGGUACUGUGCGAGGUCCCUCACUUGUAAGUCGCAUUCGAUGGGCGCCAAGCGCGCCGUACAAGGUAGGACGAAACCGUUUGACGAAUUACUCGCAGACUACCACAGGAUACACCAGACUAAGAUCGGCGCCGCUGCGGAGAAGCGGGCCAAGCAACAGGAGUUGCAGAAACUGCAACGACAGAUCCUCAACGAGCAGAAGGAGCAGAAGAAGCUGCAACAGAAACAGCACAGAACACAGCCGGCGAAACCACGGCAGACGAAAGCUACAGGGAGAUCCAGGACGGCUGCAGGCGCUGGUGGUGGCGGUGGCGGAGGCUCCAUGGGGGGAGCAAACGGCCGCUCGGGGACCCCAGGUGUCAGUGGGAGUUCCCGCGGUGCAACGCUCACGAGAAACGGGGGCAUGAGCAGCGACGGCCACGCCAUCGCAGGUUAUGCGAACCUUUCCCCCGAGGAGGAAACUACACAGGUCCUGAACGGUGUCUCACGGUCGUUCCCGCUACCGCUAGAGUCCACUGUGCUUUCAUCGACUAAGUACAGGACCAAAAACUUCAGAAUGAGAGAGAUGUUUGCGUCGUCGUUCUCCGUGCGGCCAGGGUUCUCCUCGCCAGGGUACGGCGCGAUCCACUCCCGUGUUGGGUGCCUGGAUCUAGACAGGAGCACGGACUACAAAUUCCGAAUCAGAACCCCGCAACCGAUCAACAGAAUUGCAGCAAACAAGAACUUGGCUCCGCAACAGAUCCAGAAACUGCAACAGCAGAGGAUGCUCCAUACACAGUUGCAACAGCAGCAGCAACUUCUCCAGCAACAGCAGGCGCGGGCAAGACAACAGGAUAAACUGCCCCAGGCCUCAUCGACGACAACGGCACAGGCACAAUCGGCACAAUCACAGUCACAGUCACAGCCACAGCCACAGGCUACGGGACUGACCCCACAAGAGAUCCAAUUGCAACAGCAGAAACUGAGACAGCAACAACUACAGCAGCAGAAGUUUGAGGCCGCAGCGUAUCACCUGGCGAACGCGACGAAGCUGAUGCAAAACUCACACUCGUACUCGAACUUGAACCUCAACGGAAGCUCCGCACCAAACAGGACUGGAUCACCGCCAGGACCAGCGAGUAACGCGGGGUCCCCCGGGGUCGCUGUCAACCAGAAAGACGCUACGACACCCGCACAGAGAACUGUGAGUCGUGCAGGCAGCGAACAAGUAGCGCAGAGCCCAGCGGCAGCAACUCCAGCAGGUGGGAGGGUCAACAUCGGAAUCGGGAGCCCUGUCAACGGGCUCGGAGGUAGGGUUAAUUGA
This is a messenger RNA of Huiozyma naganishii CBS 8797, 2124 nucleotides long. RefSeq names its product deubiquitination module subunit SGF73 (gene SGF73). Gene Ontology annotation, cellular component: SAGA complex. NCBI's taxonomy places the organism in Eukaryota, Fungi, Ascomycota, Saccharomycetes, Saccharomycetales, Saccharomycetaceae. The transcript has a single exon. Gene Ontology annotation, biological process: RITS complex assembly; regulatory ncRNA-mediated heterochromatin formation; regulation of transcription by RNA polymerase II. The record is from RefSeq and is a predicted model, not a curated record. Bases 1 to 2124 code for a protein of 707 amino acids.